Messenger RNA from Bursaphelenchus okinawaensis, 6460 nucleotides. The record is from the annotation of a GenBank genome assembly. Lineage: Eukaryota; Metazoa; Nematoda; Chromadorea; Rhabditida; Aphelenchoididae.
AUGAUAGGAUUUGUAAAUAUUUUGCUCACUGCCACUUUUGGGCCUGAUCUCCUGUUGGCCCGCCGCUACACGGUUUCGGUGGAACGGGGUCGAGGCGUUUGCGAACUGCCCGUUGUUUCUGGAAAUUGCUCAAAAGAAUUCCCCAGGUAUUACUAUGAUCAUGCUAGCAAAAACUGCCAUCGCUUUAUAUAUACGUAAGUUGGGUUUUGAAUAUAUGUUAUACGUUGAUUGUAAUAAGUAGAUUAUUAAGUUUUUCAUUGAAAAAAUGUUGUUUUAGAGGCUGUGGAGGCAACGGAAAUAGAUUUGUGUCCGCCGAACAUUGUCGCCAACGAUGUUCGUCUGAUUGGAAACCUAGUAAAACAAAGAUUAAAGCACAGUUUAGAGGUAAGACAAUUUAAAGGUAUUUAAGACUAAAAAAAUUUUUUUUAUGUAUUUGACUCGUAUUUUACAUUUAAAAAAAUUUUUCUAAUUGCAAAAAAUUAAAGCCUUGUUUAGAUCCCACAAUAACCCCAACAAAUCAAACAAUUUGCUCAAGAUGUCACGAAAGGAAUGGAAUUUGCCUGAAUGGCCAAUGUCAAUGUAGACGAGGAUUUGAAAUGGUCAAGGAUGUUUGUCAAGGUAAAACAUUAAAUUUUUAUAUUAAACCAAAAGUAGCGGGAUACUUUUCAGCCGUAAAAUAAAUAUGUAGGGUCCCGCUACUUUUGGUUCGACUUUAUAGUAACUCUCUGUAGUUAUAACUGUAGCUUUAGUUGUAUAUAUUAGGUGGCGACAUAAAGAACCCGCCAUUUUUUACAAGAAAUUACGGAUAAAGUAUGGCGGGUUCUUUAUGUCGGCAUCUAAUAGAUACUUUUUUUGAUUUUUUUUGUAUAUGACAAAUUUGAUUUGACAUUAAAUUUUAAAUUUUUAGAUACAAACGAAUGUUUAUGGGUGAAAUGUCCGCCAUCUUCGGUUUGUGUCAAUACUGAUGGUUCAUUUCACUGCGAAUGUCCUAUUGGAUUUGCCGGUACUUCACUCAAUUGCACUAAACAUAAAGGUAAAAUAUUUUGGCUAUUAUUAGGUACUGGCAUAAAGAACCCGCCAUACUUUGCCUGUAAUUUCCUGUAAAAACUGGCGGGUUCUUUACGUCGGCACCUAAAAUUUUUUUACAACCAAUUGUACUGAAACAAAGAUCAACUGGUCUAUUUCGACUUACAUGACUUUUAAAGUUUAUAAAUAAAAAUAAUGAUACAACAUAUUGUAGAUGUAUGUGGCCAAGCAUUUGACCGCCGCUACGAAGAUCGUUGUGGUUUUAAAACCGAAGCAUGGGGAUUGAGGUACUAUUUUGAUUACAAACAGAAUGUUUGCAAGCAAUUUUGGUACGGUGGCUGUGAAUUCGCUGAAAGCGGAAACUUUUUUAAGGACAUACAGGUAGGUUUAUAUAUACAUACAUAUAUAUAUAUUAACCUUGUUAUGUUUUAUAAUAAAAAACGACUGGACCUGAUCAUUGGUGCUGUAAGUUUAUAUGAUAACAUUUAGACGUGUCAAACGCUUUGUGCAGACUACAAUGUCAUAGAAACGACGACCAGAGCGUACCGUGAUACGACAACUGCCAUGCCGCUACCAGGUAUGUACGGUCAGAGUGUUAUGUACAAACUGAACGAUAACUUCUAUGUAAAAUACUACAAAAAAUAGUAACAAAUUCAAAUUUAAAUUUAAAAAAUUAUUAUUCUAGAAGUCUGCCUUGAUCAAUUUGAAGAACGUCGCCGGAACCCGUGCAAAAACGGCGAUUGGACUCAACGUUAUUACUAUGAUCAUCAUAGUAAAAAAUGUCAAAUGUUUUGGUUUGAUGCUUCAUGCACUUAUCAACGGUAUGCUUCUAGAAACGUGUUUAUUUUGAAAUCAACGUGCCAACGAGCGUGCGAAGGCGUGAAUCCAGACGACCCGGACAAUUUGCGGGCUUUUGAGUACAAACUGGUUACUCCGUAAGUAUUUUUCGUAUGUUAUAUUACUUAUGGAUUAUUAUUAGAUACAGGCUCAGUAGGCUUAGUUCUAGCCUGGGGCUUAAGCUUAGGCUUAGGCGUAGGCUUAGGCUUAGAUUUUUGGCUUAGACUUAGGCUCAGGCUUAGGCUUAGGCUUAGGCUUAGGCUUAGGCUUAGACUAAGGCUAAUGCUAAGGCUAAGGCUAAGGCUAAGGCUAAGGCUAAGGCUAAGGCUAAGGCUCAGGCUCAGGCUCAGGCUCAGGCUCAGGCUUUAGCUUAAGCGUAAGCUUAGAUUUAGGCUUAGAAGUUAGAACUUUAUCGAAAAAAAAUUAAUAAAGUAAGUAUUUCCAACCAAUAUUAAAAAAGUUUUUAGAGCAACGGUGUCCUUCCAAGCCUAUACACCACUACCACAUAAAUACAACUGGCCUAUCCCGACUUACAUGGCAGAUCCAGACCGCAAUCUACCAGAUAUAUAUCACAGAUCCAAGUCAGUUGGAGUGAUACAAGCCCACUUUUCCUUGAUGACUACAGCCGUACCACCAACUUCUCAUUAUCAAGAAAUACUUGAUGGCAAAGAUGACAUUGAAAUAGAUGGAUUUGAGAGUGGAUUCGGGGAUUUCGGCAUGAUGGAAAAGAAAAUUGUGGCUACGGUAAGAAUAUUCCCUCUCUAAACUAGCCUUAUAUUUAAAGUUAUUAGAUACUAUACUUUUCGAAAACUAUAUAUUGGCUUGUAAUAUUUAAUUUUCAGCCCUCACCAUCAUUGUCAAUAUCAUCAGAUUGUCUUCAACCGUUUGAUACCAAUUUAACACGGUCAUGUUCAAGUGGUAAUCAACCAUGGCGGCCAAAGUAUUACUACAACACUCAAAAACGACAAUGUGUUAUGUAUUGGAACGACGGAUGCAUGAGUAAAGCUAAAAACAACUUUGAAGACUUGACAACGUGCCAAUGGAUGUGCGAGGGAGCUAGCUUAAAGCCUGAGGCUGGUAAGGAAGUUUGAAAUUUAAAAAUUUUAAAUUUUUAAAAAUUUUAAAAAAUUUUAAAACUUGGGAAGUUUUAUACAAAACCUAAUGUUAUGGUACAUAUUAUAGAUGUUAAAUCAGCUAUUAGCUAAACCACUUUUAGAGCACUGCUUGGACACAUUUGACAAAGCGUAUAUGGACAAUUGUGACAAUUCUCAUUAUCGUAUUAAGUACUAUUUUAACCAUCAUAGUAAACAAUGUGAACUGUUCUACUACGGUGGUUGUCGAUCACAAUCUCGAAACAUAUUCGACAGCUACAAGGAUUGUCAAGAUCUUUGUCAUACUCCCACAAGGCUUACUGGAGGUGGGUUGGUAUUACUUUUAUAUAAAAGCCUAUACUUAUAUAUUAUAUUUAUAUGUGUACUAAUAAGCACUUGCUAUUUUAAGUGUUAAAUCCUCUAUUGUUUAGGACUAACCUAACAGUACGUUAUAAUUCUUUCAGAUGUCUGUGAACAGCCGUUUGACCCAGUAUAUCGUGAUUCAUGUACUCGAAACGGUUCAUACGCUCAAUACUACUUCUAUGAACAAUAUUCUCAGAGUUGUAAGAUGUUUUGGUAUGGGAAUUGUAAAGGAAAGAGUCAGAACAUCUUUUCAAAUUUGGAAACAUGCAAAUGGCUUUGUGAAAAGAAGACUGAACAAAAAGUUGCUGGUAUGUUAUGGGUAUUAACAUAUGGGUAUGGUAGAGUAAACUAAGGCGUGGUACGGUACGGUAGGUUGGGGUAACAUAGGGUAGGGUGGGGUAGGGUAGGGUAGUGUGAGGACGGUACAGUACGGUACAAUACGGUAGCGUAGAGUAGGGUUGACUAAGUUUGGUUUUUACAAGGGGUACUUUCUACUUUUUAGGUAACAAUUUGUAAAAUUUUAGCCAACUGUCUGGACAGAUUCGAUGACAGUUACAAAAAGGCAUGUAACAAUGGAGUGUGGACUAAAAGAUGGUAUUUUGACCACAAAACUGGCUCUUGUCAUGAAUUUUGGUAUGAUGGUUGCGUUGGAAAGUCACAAAACAUUUUUGUUGAUCAAGAAACUUGCACUAGUCUUUGUGAAGCUCCUGGUAAGCUUUUUUUUCUAAAAUUAAUGUUCAUAUAAUACAAGAGGGGGGGGGUGCAGGUAGAAUUUUGCACUUUUUUAAAAGUUUUCUUUACCAAAAGUUUUAGCCUUACCAACACAAGGAAAUGAAAUAGCGAUAGCUGAGAAAGUAAACGAAGAAAAAGAAGCUGAAAGAUGUUUGGAGCCGUUGAUAGUUGGAUCAUGUAGUAAUCGACUACCCGCUUACUAUUACAAUCAAGAAGCCAGAAGGUGUGAGCCGUUCAUGUAUUCAGGUUGUGAUGGAAACGGCAAUCGAUUUUUGACUUUACAGCAAUGUAAAAAGAGCUGUGAUAGGUUUCAUAGUGUUAAAUGUAAGGUUUUGACGAAUAAUGUAUUCUAAAAUAUUUUAGAUUGCUUUUUAGGUGUUUUUUAUAUGUAAUAAUACUUUAUAUUGCAGUAAUUGCUAAGUCAUAGCUUCUGAAAUAUAAAAAAUAAUGUUUUAGCUGAAGAAACAGCAUGUUUUCAUCCACUGAACGCUGGCUAUGGCCGACAUAACAAGACUUGUAUUAGAAAGGCUGGGUUCCGGUUUUACUACAAUCCUCAAUAUCGUAAGAUUUUAAAAUUAAAAAAUUUUUAAUUUUUAGUUUUGUCAAACUUUUCAAAAUUUUAAAUUUAAAAAAAUUUCAAAUAAUUUUUGUAACAGAACUUUUUGCGCACUUUGUAAUAAAGUUUAAAUUUAAAAAAAUUUUAGGUAACAAAUAUAAAAAAUGCAUUUUUAGAACGUUGUGGUCGCUUUUGGUACUUUGGCUGUGGUGGAAACGAAAAUCGCUUCAAAACAUACGAAAAAUGCGAGAAUACAUGCUCUGUAAACAGUCUAAUAUCCGCGGAUAAUAAGCCAAUAUCUGCUUGUUUUGAACCGAUUGAGGUUGGCAAUUGUCCGGAUUCAAGCGAUGUCUUCAAAAUUAAAAAGUUUGCAUACGUACCUGAUAAGGGAACUUGUGUACAGUUUAACUAUGCUAGUUGUAAUGGAAAUGACAACAAUUUUGAUACACAAGAGGAAUGUGUAGCUCAUUGUAAUGCUGUUCAACCGGCUAAGUCACGUAGGUUUUUUAAAAGUCGGCGUGGGGUAGGGUAGGGUAUGUUAUAUUACCGUAGGGCAUUUUAUUGCACGAUUUUUUCAAUUAUGUUGUAUUAGCUCAAUGCCAUUUUUUAAUUAUGUUGUUUCAGCUCAAUGCCAAUAUCAACCAGACUGGGGACCGUGUAACAUGCUACGCCAACAAUGGUUCUAUAAUGUCACUUCAGGCACUUGUGCUCAAUUUUUAUGGGGUGGUUGCGGUGGAAACACAAAUCGAUUUGAAACUUUUGAAGAAUGUCAGCGUGUUUGUGAAAUCCCAGGUGGAGGUAGGGACUAUAUAUUCAAUAAUAUAAUUUAAAAUGUUGAAGUAAAUAUCGAAAAAAGUUAUGAAAAAGUUGUAAAACGCCAUUUUCAGCCCCACCGCCAAAAAAAGAUCCUUGUAUCGAGAAGCUAGAUAGAGGAAAAUGGUGUGAGCCAAUGUCCAAUCGAUAUUAUUAUCACCAGAAAUCAGGGACUUGUAAAGGUUUUCAUUACACUGGAUGUGGCAAAAGUAACAACAACUUUAUUGAGCUUGAAGACUGUCAACGGAUAUGUGUUCGAAGAGAAGAUGACAACACGCAAAUCCAAAGUUACACGCUGGCUGAUGGGCAAACUUGUAGGUUUUAUAAUUUAUAGCAACAUAAGUUGGAAGAUAUUAAAAUUUUUUUUAAUUUUAAGGGGGGGGGGGUCUGUGGAAGUUUUUUUUAAAUUUAGCAUGGAAUCACGCCCAACUUAAAAAAAGUUUGUGGGGAUUUCCCCUAUUGCUCGAUCAUUGAAAAAAAGUUUUAAAAAUAAUGUCACAUCUUCAGAUCGCGGAGUAAAACCGUCAGAAAUGCCCCACCCAGAUCAACAUAUUGUACUGAACGAAGGAGUGAAACGAUACAUGAAGACAAGUGGAGACUGGAUCGACUAUGGCCAUUGCGUAGGAUUUAGGUACAACAUAUCUGGAGAAUACACAAGAUUGAAUACCUAUUUGUGUUUAAUGGAGUCUGGAGGGUCUUGUGAAGUUAAGGUAGGUUGUAAACUGAUCUUUUACAUCUUGACAUGAUUUGUUGUUAUAAAACAACAAAAAUAGGUCUUCCAUAUAUAGAAAGUUAAUAUUUGUUGUAAAAAUUUAAAAAAAAUUAAAAAGUUGAUUUCCAGCGUUAUCACAGCACAGAAGGUGAAGAACACUGUCGUGUGUUACGGCCAUGGUUAAAAGGUUCUCAUUUUUACACCUGGUUCUUUACUGUCGACCGAAAACCAUGGAAAUGGUCGCCACGCACACGACGACGACAAUCAGCUCAAAAUACGAUAGCGUCGUUGAUUGUGUUGCCGGUUAAUGAUUGUCAUAGCGCUUGCUGA